Molecule: messenger RNA, 5498 nt
Organism: Polypterus senegalus (gray bichir)
Lineage: Eukaryota; Metazoa; Chordata; Cladistia; Polypteriformes; Polypteridae
Product: ankyrin repeat and SOCS box protein 9-like
Exons: 7
Coding region: 242-1081 (279 amino acids)
Biological process (GO): protein ubiquitination; positive regulation of protein catabolic process; intracellular signal transduction
Molecular function (GO): protein binding
Source: RefSeq, a predicted model, not a curated record
GAAAACAGAACUGGGACUGGGCGGGGGCAGCAGCCUCUGCUGUUGACAUAGAGGUUUGCCAUCUAUUUGGAUGGCGGCAUUCCGUCUGCAUUUUGAACGUACUGGCUCAGCCAUUCAAUAAAUUUUUAACUCUGUGAGAUCACAUAAUGCAUAAUUAGAAGUCACCUACCUGCCACAGUACCUCCAAGCUUCAGAGAAGCUGCAAAGAGCAAAGUAAGGAGACGUCAGGCAGCCCCAGGGCAUGGAAGCCCCGGAAGUGGGUAGCUACUUUUCCAACUCAUUCUUUGGUGAUGAAUCCUCUGACUGGUCACCAGUUCAUGAUGCUGCCAGCCAUGGACGGCUCCUUGCAUUGCGCAAAUUGAUUGCCCAGGGAUGCAGUGUAAAUCUGCUAACGCUAGACAAAAUAUCUCCUCUCCAUGCUGCCUGCCAAGGUGGUCAUGCAGCAUGUGCAAAGCUAUUAAUUGAAAAUGGCGCAAAAGUGAACACAACGUCCAUUGACUGGAACACUCCUCUGUACAAUGCUUGUGUCAGCGGCAGCACUACUUGCAUCGAUGUGCUCUUAGAAAAUGGUGCCACUGCUCAGGCAGAAAGCGAAUUAGCGUCUCCUCUCCAUGCAGUGGCGCAGAAAGGUCACACAGCAUGCAUUGAGCCAUUAACACAGCACGGCGCAGACAUUGACUACAAUAUUAAACAUUUGGGGACACCCCUCUAUGCUGCUUCCGCAAAGCAACAUUUGGAGACGACUCGAAAACUGCUAGAAUUGGGUGCAAAUGUGAACACUGGUAAAGAACAGGAUACCCCUCUCCAUGCUGCUGCUAGAAGCUUCAACUCUGACUUGGUCCAGCUUCUUCUUGAUCAUGGUGCCAAUGUCAGAGCAAGGAAUGCAGAGGGCAAGUGCCCUUUGGAGCUGGCAGCACCAGGCAGUGAUGUGAGGAGACUUCUACUGCAGCGAGAAGGACCUCCGACUUUGAUGAAGUUGUGCCGCCUAUCAAUUAGAAAAUAUUUGGGGCGAAGCAGAUUGAAGGAAAUAUUCCAACUUGACAUCCCAUCUGAGCUUAAGUGCUUCCUCAUGUACAGAUGACAUUCAAAAGGAUUUCUAGACUGGGCAGUUAAGAACCAAAGAGCAACAGCUGGGAGCCAUCAUGUUAUUGUAAAAUGAACAAUUAAAAAAGAGAAAAAAGAAACAAUGUUUUAUUUUCCUGUCUGAAGAAAGAUCCUGACAAAGGUGGUCCCUCUAAAAUGACAGAGCUGCAACGAUUAAGAGCUGCUGGCACAGCUAUAUCAGCUCACAAAUGAAUUGUUAUCAUCUCCAUUCACGAGGGUAUUGUCUUUUAUUUUAGUAACUCUUAAUAUGAAUGACAUAUUUCACCUCUUAUUGAGAAGGCUCCUCAUCUCUUCCAACCAGAAAAUGAACUUUGCGGUUCUGGGUACUUAGAUCGGCCCAAUUGCAGACAUGGCUGGUUCUGGGUAAGGCAGGGGGCCCCCGAUGAAUGAAGGUCCUUGACGAGAAGGUCAGCACAGAAUCUGAAGAUGUGGUGAAACAAAAACACAACAUGGAAUUUAAAUCCACUUCUCUGAUGGUGCUUCUCAUACUGUACGAAUACUGUAUUUAUAAAUACUGUAGGUCUUAGAGCUGUAACAGCUCUGACGUUCAUGUGAAAUUUAAAUAUUUUCCAUAUCUUCAUAGGAGCUCAACCAUGCCUAAUUGUUCAUACACUGUAGCUUCUUACCGCGACAUUCUUAUUAAAUAUGAAACAGUGAAUUUGUUUUUAUAGCUGGCUCUUUAUUCACUUGAUGUCCAAAUGACACCAGGAGAUGCAGUCAGCACUUAGAACAAUAAUUGCUGUUUCUAGAAAAUAAAUCAAUAAAAAUGCUGACCCAUUACAUUCCACUAGAGCGAUUCCUAAAACAGUUUUCUCCUACAGAUGUAAACAUCCAUCUCCUCCAGCUGUGUCCAGGAAGAAUGUAUUUUGUUAAUUAUGAAGUUGGUCAGUGAAGUAUCCUCAGGUUAGCUCCAUGGCACUAACUAGCUAACCGUUCUCUGCACAGUUCUGCCUGUGUCCAGGCCCGUCACAUUCAACAACUCAAAUAUUUCUUUCACAUUGCUGAUGUAUGUUCUCCAAGCUUUUCCAUAAUUUGUUUUGUAACAUUGUGACAAUGUUGUUUAGUAAUGAAGUAGAAAUACUAGUAUAUUUUGAGAAUAUUCUUCCUUUACUUGUGUAUAAAAUGUUUGGUUUACUUUCACUGUUAUUUCACUACAUUUUUCAAAACAAAUAGCUACUUUUACUCCAAUAUUUUUUUACUGGACAUAUUCAUCACAGCAAUAUUAAACCAUAAAAUUAAAGAGGUAUGCAAAUGAGCACAACAUGUUAAAAUUUUCAGAUUUUCAAACUUUCAAAUGCUCACCACUUAACAUUGACAUCGAGUCAUCUACAUAGUCAUUACAAGUAAAAUUUGCUGCUGCCUGCAGAACGGGGUGGGGCUGAGUGAUUGGGGCGGGGCUGGAUGUUGGUGAUGCGCAGGCCCAGUCUUGGUUAUGCAUUGCAUUCAGACGCUGCCCUCAUGAUAAGUUGCGUAGCUGAUUUGCAGGCUGCAACGAGGUGUUCAUGUGUUGUAGUUCACUCACCAUGUCAUGUGUGAUGCUCACAUGACUUCUCACAUCAUCCUGGGCACAACGACUCCAAAACAGAGUGUGCACUAGUUGGAAAUAUUCAAGAAAAAUCAAAAGACCAUUCCCUUGAAUGUGAAACAAGAAGUGAUAAAGUCUAGGUAACGUAGUAUAAUAGACUUUAUUUAAUAAAGGGAAAUGCUCUAUUAUGUUUUUUUAUGUGUAAUUUUAUCAUAAACUUAUUUUCUCAGUUUUCUUGUAAUUCAGUGACCAAAAAAUGGGCCAUUUUGGGGCCAGCAAACUCUUAGAAAUUUUUUCCAUGUAAUUUAAUUGUAGUUAGAUGUUUGCAUUGCUAAAAUUCCAUUUAUGAAAGGGUCUUCAGUAAUGGCUUACAGUAGGGGAAGCCUGCACACCUGUCCUGCUGGGGCCUACACUACUAAAUGAAGACAUUUACACGCUUCUACUUUACUGAUUGUAACAUGACUCACAUGCAAACAAGAACUUAGUCUGAAUUGUUUGAAGUUUGUAAGAGCUUUUUUUGCUUAUACAGCAUAUAUAAAAAUCAGGGAGGGACCCUACAUUUACUUGCACUUUUGAUACUUAAGUACACUUGAUUUCAGACACUUUAGAUUAGAUUAGAUUAUUUAUUUACAAAAGCACAUUUAAAACAACGGAAGUUGCGUUAAAGUGUGGUACAAAGAAGCAUUAAGGUAAACACAAUACAAACAAUCAUGCUGGAGUGGAUUAAAAACACAACCAACUAUAACAUCCCCCACAAUCCCAUUAUACACAGUAAAAGGCAGAAGAAAACAAGUUGGUCUUAAGGCGACUUUUAAAAACCUCGAAAGAGGAUGAAGACCUGAUGCAGAAAGACAAGUCAUUCCAAAGCCUAGGAGCAACAACUGAGAAAGCUCGGUCUCCCCUCGACUCAACUUCAGCAGAGAUCUUGCAGCUACGAGGAACAGCUAUCCAGGUGCCGCAUAGGGUGAAGGAGGUCACAGAUGUACUUUGGAGUGAGACCAUGCAAGACUUUACACACAAACAACAAGAUUGUAAAAUCAAUGCGACACCUCACUGGUAGCCAGUGGAGAGAGUGGGGGAGAUAUGAUCCUUUUUUGUAGACCCAGUAAAAAAUCCAACUGCUAUCUCCUGCAUUUUGAACCAGCUGAAGGCGAGACGGAGCAGAGCAGACAUAUUACAAUGCGAAUUACAAUAAUCUAGCCGAGGUGUAAUAAAGGCAUGAAUAACUGUUUCCAAGUCCAAGGAUUUAAGUUUAGAAAUCUGCCUCAGUUGGUAAAAAGUAGACUUUACUAUGUUGAGAUUUGUUUUUCGACGACUUGAAGAUGAUACCUAGGUUUCUGACACUAUUAUGAAUCAUUGCUGCCAAGGAGCCUAACUGAGUGCUGAUUUCAUCUGCUGAUGUGGUAGGACCAAAAAUAAUGACCUCUGUUUUAUUUUCAUCUAAUUGUAAGAAAGUUUGUGUCAUCCGAUAUUUAAUAUCCUCAAAAAGUUUCAACAGCUUUUUUACAGAUGACGUGAUGUCAGGACUGACUUUGAGAUGUAACUGCAUAUCAUCAGCAUAACAAUGAUACACAACAUUGUGUUUGUGAAAAUGAUGAUGGUCCUCAGAGGGAGCAGAUAAAGGGAAAGUAGAAGAAGAGCCAGAAGAGAUCCUUGUGGGUCGCCUUGUGUGAGAGGAGUUCCCAUCUACGAUAACAGACAUAGAUCUACCUUUUAGGGAGGACUCAAACCAUUUCAAUGUACAGCCUUAAACGUUCAGUUCAUACUCAAGCCAUUUAAACAGAACCCCAAGGUCCACCAUGUCAAACGCCGCACUAAGAUCCAAUGAAACUAAGAUUGCAGAAGAGCCCAUGUCCAAAGUUAAUAGAAUAUCAUUCUAAUCUACCAAUUUUCUCAGGGGUAAAUAUCUUCACUUUUACUCAAGUGUGGCUGCACACUGGACAUUAGCACAACUGCUUGAUCAGCCAAAUAUAACAGAUUUAUUUUUGUUAUCUCCUUAAAUGUUUCCCGAAUGAAAGACAAAUAGAAAGUUUAAUCAAUAAAUAGAAAUUCAGAAUGCUUCCACCUGUUUCACAGUAAUCACAGUAAUAAAAACGACUGAAAUUCAAAGAUAAAGUAGACCAACUUUCAAUUUCAAUCAACCCCUGUGCCUUCCAAGGUUGGCGGAGCUAUGUCCAUAUAAAUAAGCUUUGACACAAUCAUUAGUUUUGUUGAAUCUUCUUGUGACCCAAAUCUUUUUAUUUUUCACUUUGUGAUUCAACAGCCACAUGUGGCGUUACAUCUGCUGGGUCUUGGGAGGGAGAAUUUUAAACAGCUCAGGGGUUUCAUUGCAACAAGCGCUGCUCUUUGUUGAAAUGGUGUUAUUUCCGAAACAGGUUAAAAAUAUUUUAAGUGCAAAAUGUGUUUUUAAGAAAUGUGAGAAGCUGCUUUUGUACUUUCUCUUCCUGAAUAUAAAGCUAUUUAAAGAGUUAAAGGAUAACAUUGAAGAAUAUACUUGGAAAAUGUACAUUUUCAACACAUUUUUUUCGGCUGCCACAUUGGGCUGCCCAGCCAAACAAUCGGAAUGAAUAAACAUAAUGAAAAGCAAAGGGGUUAUCAUCUCGAUGUGAGGAUUUAGUAACAAAGCAUAUGUAUCUCAGCUUGUAGCUAUGGUAACCGUCUAGACGUCUACCAGUUAUAUAAAGAAGAGAACAUCACUGUUACGCUGCUAUUUCUUAAAGCUUUCUUUUCUCUAAAAAUAACGCACAACGUGAUAAAUUCCUAGUGUUUGUUAUUUCUGCAAGUUUAAUAUGUUUGAAUAAUGAACAGUGUUGGAGUCUAUAAGCCUGUCUAAGCACAUAAAUUAAUAAAAGCCUUAACUAUUUUUCUA